AUGCAGCGAAGCCUUACCUUGGUCUUUGUCAGUUUUUGUGUUGGGUUUUGCUCUGGUUCAAGUUUCCCAAGUAAUAUCAAUAUAGGUGAGUGUUAUCAGCACGGAAUGCUUCUUAUAUCAACACGGAAUGCUUAUUAUAUCACUACUACAUCUUGUCAGUUUGACAUCUAAACUGCUGCGAAAUUUCCAAAGUUGCAUGACAGUCUCCAUACGUCUAAUUUAGUAAUACAUUCAAAUAUUCGUUGUAUGAUGACAGUUAAUGUGAACCUACUUUCAACCUUGUCUUCAAUGAUUGUCUUUGUCUUGCUAACAGGGGGAUUGUUCCCAACGGGCUCCCAUGAAUAUGAGGUUUUUCGGUUUGCGCUAUCUCAUCACCAGGAUAUCCCCAAACUGGUACCACAAGUGGACAUGGUCGACACCGCAAGCAGCUUUGCUAUGACAUAUGCA
Messenger RNA from Coregonus sp. 'balchen', 447 nucleotides. NCBI's taxonomy places the organism in Eukaryota, Metazoa, Chordata, Actinopteri, Salmoniformes, Salmonidae. The record is from the annotation of a GenBank genome assembly.